CAGACUUUGUUCCGGCAUAGAGGCAACAUGGCCUCGUCGGCACCACUGAAUGACGAAGUCCAGUCUGUUACUUGCUAUAAUAUACGACCGUUAAUAUUUCACGGGUACAUAGGACCAUUUGUUCUCAUAUAUGGCAUAUGGUUUUACUGCUGGACAUGUAUAUAUGGACUUGAAGACUACUACGAAGCCGGGUUGAUAGCACUAGCGUUUAUCGGAUUUUUGCAGAUUUUGACUUCUCUGUUUUGUCUAUGGUCGGAGGACGUGCGGUGCAUAUUAACAUGCUCAAAGGCAAAGGAUGCUGACAGUGCUAGCUGGUUGAAAGUUGUCCCUACCCCCAAUAAUGGAUCCACUGAGCUGGUCAAACUCCAUCAUGAGCGGAGUUCAACCCCAAAUGUCUUGUCUUUCUACUUCCAAAAAAUGCAUUAUGUGUAUGAUCGUGAGGAGAAGAAGCAGUUUGUCGAAGUCAAGUUUCCUACUGACAGAAGCGUAGGGUAUUUCUCUGAAUGGCGCGGCUACCAGGAAGAUUCAGACGUCAAGGAUGUGGAGAAAAGUUACGGACGAAACAUUAUGGAGAUGGACAUACCCACGUUUAGGGACCUGUUCAAGGAGCGGGCAACGGCUCCAUUCUUCGUGUUCCAGGUGUUCUGUGUUGGACUGUGGUGUUUGGACGAAUACUGGUACUACAGCAUCUUCACGCUCUUCAUGCUCAUUGCAUUUGAGGCAACCCUGGUCCAACAGCAGCUCCGCAAUAUGACAGAGAUAAGGAAGAUGGGAAAUAAACCAUAUCUCAUACAGGUGUACAGAAACAGACGCUGGAGACCGAUCAUGACCAAUGAACUCGUGCCAGGGGAUGUUGUCUCCAUAGGUCGCUCCCAGGAGGACAGACUCGUUCCCUGUGAUUUGCUGUUGCUGCGGGGUCCAUGUAUCGUGGACGAAGCCAUGCUGACAGGGGAGUCUAUCCCUGUGAUGAAGGAACCUGUUGAAAUCUUGGAGGCCAGUCAUGUGCUAGACAUUGAGACUGAUGGAAAGUUACAUGUGUUGUAUGGUGGGACGAAGGUGGUACAGCAUACCCCACCCAGUAAAACUGGACCAGGACUGAAAGCCAGUGACAAUGGAUGUAUUGCCUAUGUGUUGCGGCACAGUUUCAACACAUCCCAGGGCAAACUCCUGCGAACCAUUUUGUUUGGCGUGAAGCGAGUGACAGCCAACAACCUGGAGACUUUCAUCUUCAUCCUGUUUCUGUUGGUGUUUGCAAUUGCUGCAGCAGCCUAUGUCUGGAUCAAAGGUACUGAAGACCCAGAAAGGAAUCGCUACAAGUUAUUUUUAGAAUGCACCCUUAUUCUGACGUCAGUGGUUCCUCCGGAACUGCCCAUAGAGUUAUCCCUGGCUGUCAACACAAGCUUGUUGGCCCUCAGUAAACUCUAUGUGUACUGCACAGAACCAUUCAGAAUUCCAUUUGCUGGGAAAGUGGAUGUUUGCUGCUUUGAUAAAACAGGAACUUUGACUUCAGAUACUAUGGUAGUGGAAGGUGUCACAGGAAUAAAUGGGAAUGAGAUUUCUCUUGUAAGCGACGCCUCCCUGCAGACUGUCCAUGUGUUGGCGACCUGUCAUGCUCUUGUCCAGUUGGAGGAUGACCUUGUGGGGGAUCCCCUCGAGAAGGCCACACUCAAGGCUGUGGAGUGGAAUUUGACUAAAGGUGACACUGUGGUUCCACUGAAGCGUAAGACACAUGGCCUCAAGAUAUUCCACCGUUACCACUUCUCCAGUGCCCUCAAACGCAUGUCUGUUAUUUCUGGCCACACCCCACCUGGUGCCAUGGAUACAGAGUACAUAGCAACCGUCAAGGGAGCCCCAGAGACACUCAAAUCUAUGUUUAAGAGCCCCCCAGAUCACUAUGAUACGGUGUACCUGGAGAUGGCGAGGCGGGGGGCCAGGGUUCUGGCACUUGGGUACAAAAAGCUGGGCAACCUCUCGCACCAACAGGUGCGAGACAUGAAACGUGAGAGUGUCGAGUGUGACCUUGACUUCUGUGGAUUCAUCAUCAUUUCCUGUCCACUUAAGUCCGACUCCAAGGCCGUCAUCAAGGAGAUCAUCAAUUCAUCUCAUUACGUCGUCAUGAUAACAGGAGACAACCCAUUGACUGCCUGCCAUGUUGCCAAAGAGCUCCGAUUUACAAAGAAGAUAACUGUCAUUCUCACCCCUCCAAAUGAUAAAGACUCUUCCUGGCACUGGCAGUCCAUAGAUGACAAAGUUAUACUGCCAGUAAAAAUGGACAAUAUCCGCAAACAGCUGAUUGGUCAAUAUGACCUCUGUCUAACAGGGGAGGCUCUUACUUACAUACAAACAGAUCCAAAGUUGAUGAGAAUACUAUUACCAAAUGUACGUGUGUUUGCCAGAGUAGCACCAAAGCAGAAGGAGAUUGUCAUAACAACAUUAAAGGACUACGGCUACACAACAUUGAUGUGUGGGGACGGAACCAAUGAUGUUGGAGCGCUCAAACACGCCCAUGUUGGUGUGGCCCUUUUAUGUAAUGCUCCAGAAAAAGCACCAGAGAGAAAGAAGCGUAGAGCUGCUGAUGAGGGAUCAUCUGUGGAUGGAGAAGCAGGACAAAAUGAAAACCAAAACGAUAAACACUCAAUGAUGUCCCGUUCUAAAGGGGGAAGCAGAGCUGCCAAACAGAGAGCUAUUGCCAGGGGAGAUAACCUAGCGCCAGCACAGAAAAAGCUUGCUAAUAUGCUGAAGGAUUUAGAGGAGGAGGAGAAAGCUCAAGUGAUCAGAUUAGGAGAUGCCAGUAUAGCCUCACCAUUUACAUCAAAACUGUCUACACCAAUGUGCAUUUGCCAUGUGAUAAAACAAGGGCGCUGUACUCUAGUAACAACUCUCCAGAUGUUUAAGAUUCUUGCCCUUAACGCCCUGAUCCUAGCCUACAGUCAGAGCGUCCUAUACCUGGAUGGUAUCAAGUUCAGCGACAGUCAAGCAACCAUGCAGGGCCUCCUAUUGGCUGGAUGUUUUCUAUUUAUAUCAAGGUCAAAGCCACUGAAGACAUUGUCCAAAGAGCGUCCACUAACCAACAUACUUAACCUGUAUACACUGCUCACUGUACUCCUGCAGUUCUUUGUCCACUUCACCUGCCUGGUACAUCUAGUGCACGGUGCCAAGGAGUUGGCUCCAUCGGUGGAUAAGAUUGAUUUAGAAGCCAAAUUUUCACCAAGUCUAUUAAAUACCACUGUAUACAUCAUAUCAAUGGCCCUACAAGUAUCCACUUUUGCAGUAAAUUAUAGGGGCGAACCGUUCAUGGAGAGCCUACGUAACAACAAACCGCUGUUGUACAGUGUGAUGAUAUCUGCUGGCGCCAUCGUGGGUCUGUCCAGCGGCUUGUUCCCAGAAGUAACGGAACAGUUUGAGCUUGUUACUCUGCCAGAUGAGUUCCGCACCGUUGUUCUCUCGACGCUAUUGGCAGAUAUUGUGGGUGCUUUACUUUUGGAUAGGAUAUGUUUCUUUUUAUUCGGGAGAGGAAAACUUCGUCAAGGAUGAUGUGGAGCUAGGAACAUUUUAAUAAAUUGAAUUUUGUAAUGUAUAUGUACUUUCUAAUUUAAUUGAACAUGAUGUAUAUUAAAUUGAAACUGGGAUCAAAA
Mizuhopecten yessoensis (Yesso scallop) is the source of this 3635-nucleotide messenger RNA. RefSeq names its product manganese-transporting ATPase 13A1-like. The transcript has 25 exons. Bases 28 to 3534 code for a protein of 1168 amino acids. Gene Ontology annotation, cellular component: endoplasmic reticulum membrane. NCBI's taxonomy places the organism in Eukaryota, Metazoa, Mollusca, Bivalvia, Pectinida, Pectinidae. The record is from RefSeq and is a predicted model, not a curated record. Gene Ontology annotation, molecular function: P-type ion transporter activity; ATP binding; ATP hydrolysis activity. Gene Ontology annotation, biological process: intracellular calcium ion homeostasis.